Podospora anserina S mat+ is the source of this 483-nucleotide messenger RNA. RefSeq lists its product as uncharacterized. The record is from RefSeq and is a predicted model, not a curated record. Gene Ontology annotation, biological process: translation. Bases 1 to 483 code for a protein of 160 amino acids. Gene Ontology annotation, cellular component: small ribosomal subunit; ribosome. Lineage: Eukaryota; Fungi; Ascomycota; Sordariomycetes; Sordariales; Podosporaceae. Gene Ontology annotation, molecular function: structural constituent of ribosome. The transcript has 2 exons.
AUGGCAUCCCUUCUCAAAAACCUGGUCUUCAGACCAUCACUCCUCCCUGUCGCCUCCCCCAUCAGAACCUUCUCAACCACCCCCUCCCAAUCCGCAACCCUCAACCAAGUCCUCCGAGGAUGCCGAAAACCCCAAAAAGCCCGCCACCCCGUCUCCCCCGCUCUCUCAGCAAUCCACGCAGCCCAGCUCAAAGGCGUCUGCGUAAAAGUCGGCAUCACCAAGCCCAAAAAGCCCAACUCUGGCGAGCGCAAGACCGCUCGUGUGAGACUCUCCACCGGCAAGGUCAUCACCGCCUACAUCCCCGGCGAAGGCCACAACAUCCAGCAGCACUCCGUGGUUUUAGUCCGCGGCGGCAGAGCCCAGGAUUGUCCCGGUGUGCGGUACAGACUGGUGCGCGGAGCGCUCGAUCUAGGCGGUGUGGGCAGCAGGGUGAGCAGCAGGAGUAAGUUUGGGACGAAGAAGCCUAAGAAGGCGACGGUUUAA